AUGACAGUCACAGUUUCCAGUAUUAUUAGCGAUGUCAUCAUCUGCCUCUCCCCGAUCCCGCUGCUCUGGAACAUCCAGAUGAAUCGCAAUCUGAAACUUGUGUCCGGGUUUCUACUUUCCCUUGGUUUUUUCGCGAGCAUUUGCGCCAUCAUUCGCCUGGCAUACACUUUGGCUUUGAAUUCCACGGAGGACUAUCUUUUCCACGUCUAUGGCGUGACAGUGUGGUGCUUCGCCGAAGUUGGAGUUGCAUUGACAGUUGGUUGCUCAAGCACGCUCCGCCCGAUGUUCCGCACCUGCCUGGGUGGCACUGGCGAAAGUAAGAAAGAGUCAAACGACACCUCACGGGGAACCUAUGAGCUACGGACCGGCGCGAACGACGGAGUUAUUCGGUCCCAAAACGACGACGGCCAAAUUACACGUGUUGCGACCGAGCCCAGCGUGGGGGACGACGAAAGCGCACGCAAGAUGCUCGGCCCCUCGGAAAUUCGCGUCACGCAUCGCUUCGACGUUCGCGAGGAGGUCUAA
Molecule: messenger RNA, 525 nt
Organism: Lasiodiplodia theobromae
Lineage: Eukaryota; Fungi; Ascomycota; Dothideomycetes; Botryosphaeriales; Botryosphaeriaceae
Product: Integral membrane family protein
Exons: 6
Coding region: 1-525 (174 amino acids)
Source: RefSeq, a predicted model, not a curated record